AUGGCCAACGAGGUAGACUAUGGCUUCGACGGCCUCAUGGACGAUCCCGAGGACUACUACCCCCCUACGCCGCCGCCUACGUCCCAGGUUUUCACAAUGCAGAAUGGCAAACCCAUAACGCUGCACCUCGUCGGUGCCAGCCCAACAGAGGCUCACCAUCUCUGGAACGGUGCAAAGAUGAUCGCCGACUUCUUUGAGGAUGGUCCUUCUCGCGUCCGCAACAAGACGGUCCUCGAGCUAGGAGCCGCUGCUGGUUUGCCCAGUCUCGUUGCUGCCAUCCUUGGCGCUCGCAAGGUCGUCGUGACUGAUUUCCCGGACCCGGACAUCAUCAAGAUCAUGCAGAAGAAUAUCGACGAGUGUGACGAGACGGUCGAGCCCAAGGGACACAUCGCCGAUGUUGUCGAUGCUGUUGGGUUCGUCUGGGGCGCUGAUCCCCUUCCUCUCCUCGCUCACCUCAACCCAACCCAGCCAGAAGAUCCCAAAGAACGGUUCGACAUUCUCAUUCUGGCAGAUCUUCUCUUUCGACAUAGCGAGCAUGGUGCUUUAAUCAAGACGAUCCGAGAGACAAUGCGGGUUUCGCGCGAUAGCGUUGCCUAUGUCUUUUUCACAUCAUACCGGCCGUGGAAGAAGGAGGCCGAUGAGCGUUUCUUCGAUAUCGCGCGUGAGCAGGGCUUUGAGGUGGAGCAGAUUGCCGAGCGCCGCCUGGAUAAGCCGCUGUUCGAGAACGACCCUGGUGACCUGGAGGUGCAGAAGACGGUGAGGGGAUUUGCUGUCAAGUGGUCUGCCGAGGCGUGUAGUUGA
Messenger RNA from Fusarium keratoplasticum, 801 nucleotides. Its product is annotated as Protein N-terminal and lysine N-methyltransferase EFM7. The record is from RefSeq and is a predicted model, not a curated record. Gene Ontology annotation, molecular function: protein-lysine N-methyltransferase activity. Lineage: Eukaryota; Fungi; Ascomycota; Sordariomycetes; Hypocreales; Nectriaceae. Bases 1 to 801 code for a protein of 266 amino acids. The transcript has a single exon. Gene Ontology annotation, biological process: peptidyl-lysine dimethylation.